Molecule: messenger RNA, 2183 nt
Organism: Helianthus annuus (common sunflower)
Lineage: Eukaryota; Viridiplantae; Streptophyta; Magnoliopsida; Asterales; Asteraceae
Product: protein NRT1/ PTR FAMILY 3.1
Exons: 4
Coding region: 57-1886 (609 amino acids)
Biological process (GO): transmembrane transport
Cellular component (GO): plasma membrane
Molecular function (GO): transmembrane transporter activity
Source: RefSeq, a predicted model, not a curated record
CCACUUACUAUAAAUGAUUCACUCAUUCAUACAUUUAUUCACUCAAUCAUAGCAAAAUGUCACCAAAGAAAGAGGAUGAGAAUGGUGAGACUAACUAUGAAGAUACCGAUAACAAGAAAGCUCUUGGAGGCAUUAAAACUAUGCCAUUCAUUCUAGCAAACGAGGUAUGCGAUAGGUUUGCGGGAACAGGUUUUCAUGCGAAUUUGAUAACAUAUUUGACCCAACAAUUGAACCUUCCGAUGGUUAAGGCUUCAAACAUAUUAACCAAUUUUGGAGGCACGUUAAGCUUCAUGCCCCUUAUUGGUGCUCUAGUUGCUGAUUCUUUUGCUGGCCGAUUUUACACCAUUGUCGUUGGUCUCCUUGUUUAUUUACUGGGGAUGGUUUGUAUUACCACAUCUUCGAUACUACCACAAUUUCGACCACCACCAUGCCCUACCAAAGAAAACUGCAUAGAAGCUUCAUCAUCACAAUUAUGGGUCCUCUACCUUUGCCUCCUCCUCACCUCUCUUGGGUCGGGCGCCAUCCGCCCUAAUGUGGUCACGUUUGCCGCCGAUCAGUUUGACAUGUCAACCGGAAAAUCAAACCCUAGUAGCGUGGGGCGUAACUUCUUCAAUUGGUAUUAUUUUUGUAUGGGACUCGCAACCCUAAUGGCUCUCACAGUUGUGGUCUAUAUCCAAGACCAUGCUGGUUGGGGCCUAGGGCUUGGGAUCCCAACCAUUGCAAUGGUUUUAUCGUUUAUUGCGUUUGUGGUGGCGGCUCAUCUUUAUAGAAGAGUAAAACCUGAAGGGAGCCCGUUAGUUCGGGUGGCUCAAGUCGUGGUGGCUAGUUUUAAAAAGAGGAAACUUGUCGUGCCUGGAGACACAACGCUUUUAUAUGAAAAUAAGAAACUGGAUGCCAGGAUUUCUGUUGAUGGAAGGCUUCUACAUACAAAUACUUUGAAGUGGUUUGAUCGAGCCGCGAUAGUGACACAAGAUGACAUGAAAGAUUCUACCUCCCCAAACCUGUGGCGGCUUGCGACUGUCCACAGGGUCGAGGAGAUAAAAUCUGUUAUAAGAAUGGUACCCAUUUGGUCCGCCGCGAUUCUUUUUGUCACUUCACAAUCCCAUCAGCAUAGCUUUAUUAUCAUACAAGCCGGAACUAUGGACCGCCACAUGUCCCCUUCCUUUGAAAUACCACCCGCAAGCCUGUCAAUCUUCAGUGUCCUCACCAUGCUCAUUUGUCUCUCAGCCUACAAACGGUUCUUCGUCCCAUUCGUACGUCGUUUCACCAAUAACCCUAUAGGCAUCACAAGCUUACAACGAAUGGGAAUCGGUCAUGCUAUCAACAUACUUGCAACAUUAGUCUCAGCACUAGUUGAAAUAAAGCGAAAACAAGUCGCUUCUGCUCAUAACCUGAUCGACGACCCAAAAGCCAUUAUUCCCAUAUCGGUUUUCUGGCUCGUUCCUCAGUUUUGUCUACACGGUAUAGCUGAGGCAUUUAUGUCAGUAGGGCAUUUGGAGUUUCUCUAUGAUCAAUCCCCCGAAAGUAUGAGAAGCACUUGUAUGGCGUUGAAUUGGAUCACGGUGUCCAUAGGGAGCUAUGUUGGCACAUUUGUGGUAUCGAUGAUCCAUGACCAUACCGGAAAGGAACACAAUUGGCUACCAGACCGAAAUCUAAACAAGGGGAAACUUGAUUACUAUUAUUGGUUAAUGAGUGGUAUACAAGCAGUCAAUUUAGUAUACUAUGUCACUUGUGCUUAUUUAUAUACUUGUAAACCACUUGAAUUGGUCAAAGAUAUCGACACUAAUGGCGAUUUGGAGUUAGCUACGGAGAAAACAUCUGUAUCGAAUUCGUUAUUGAACGGUCAAAACCGAGGUAGUGAAAAAAAUGAGGACCAAAGAGUGUAACAAGAAGAGAAGGUGACCAAGCAACUUAAAGUGGUUAGAUAGUUACUAACCAACCACAUUGUAAUAGUGUAUAUGUGUGUAAUGCGUUUGGUACAAAUCAACUCUCUCUCUCUCUCUCUAUAUAUAUAUAUAUAUAUAUAUAUAUAUAUAUAUAUAAUAUGAUCUUGAAUUUAGAAAAAAAGGCUCUAUCUUUUAUCUUUUACAAGUGAAAUGUAUUAUGGUUAUCUAUUUUAGGUUUAAUCACCAUCGUUAGAUCUAUGUAAAACGCUGUCAGAUUUAUAGAUCAUCGAUUUAUCA